Messenger RNA from Corticium candelabrum, 2043 nucleotides. RefSeq names its product little elongation complex subunit 2-like. The coding region runs from base 7 to 1908 and encodes 633 amino acids. Gene Ontology annotation, biological process: snRNA transcription by RNA polymerase III; positive regulation of transcription by RNA polymerase III; snRNA transcription by RNA polymerase II. The record is from RefSeq and is a predicted model, not a curated record. Gene Ontology annotation, cellular component: transcription elongation factor complex. The transcript has 10 exons. NCBI's taxonomy places the organism in Eukaryota, Metazoa, Porifera, Homoscleromorpha, Homosclerophorida, Plakinidae.
GCAAAUAUGGCUGAUGGUCGUGAGUGUUUCUUUACAGAAGCAGCGUACGAACAAUACAGCUUGGCUUCAAAUGUUUAUGUUAGGCUUUCAAACAAUGUAUCUGUAUCCGCACAAAGGCAGACAAUCACAGGCAAAAAACGAAAGAAGAAAACAACAAAGAAGACGUUUGAUAGAAAUGAGAACAGUGGGUCGCAACGUAGAAAGACUGUGGUGUCGUCGCUGCUGCCUACACCUCGUGUUCCAUACCCGAAAUUUUCUCGGCUUAGUCUGGAAGAACACGGCAAGUUCCAAAGACUGUCUAGAGACGUGCAAAGAAAUCUUGUGAGAACAGAGUCCAUGGACAUGGAGUGGUUCAAGAAGCUAAAUUCAUUGGUAUUAAAGGAGCAAGAAGAAUUCCUUGCAUUUCUUGAGAGUGUAUCAGCUCAACAAAGUCCUCAGUAUAGGACAAUACCAGAAGAUGUAACUGCAGCAUUUAAGUCUAUUGUUCAAUGUCAAAGAAUGCAGAUUGAGAAGUUAUAUCCGCGUUAUUACCAGCUUCAUAGUUCUGUUAGUCUGGAUGAUCUAGCAAUUUUGGAUCAAACGAUGAUCUUUGUUAAGACUGCUUUAAAACAGGGAGAUGUUCUACAACUUUCUUUGCCAAAAGCAUCAUCAGUCAUUGAAGUACAGCAGCUGGUUCCAGAUUUUGACCUUGUCAUUAGUCAAGAUGCGACUGCUGACCGUCUGUCCAAAGAACACAAUGUGGACAUUGUAGUUGCAACAGAGAGUCUUUCGACUUUGGCAAGCAAUCAGUCACCAGAUUUCUCCCAUACAUGGCAGAUACCAAUAGCAGUAAAACUACAAUCCAACAAUCAAAAAUGUAUAUUUAUUGACAAUCCUAUUAUUCUGAACACAUUAGCAGGUCGAGAGAGGAGCCGUGUUGUCUUUGAUAGAUUAUUGAGGCAAAUAACUAUGGAGACAGAUAUGCAUGAUUCUGUUGGACGAGCUGAUGUGGAGCUGAAGCAGAAGAGUCAAGUGCAUUUAGAGACUGAUAGGCACCAAAGAGCUGCAGAGACUGAAUUGUCAAGUGAUAGUGAUAGUGAAUUUGUGGGAUUUGACUUGAAGACUGAUCUCACUGUUGAAGAAAUGCGAGUGUUAUCCAGUGAUGAAGCAGAUACAGAACUGCAGAUUGUAACAGACGAGGACUUUGACUGUGAAUGUUCUGGUGAAGAGAAUUCGAAGUCAGUGAAUGUCAAUACAUCUGCUAUUGACCAUUCUCUUAUUACAUUGGAAGAUCCACAUAACGAUCAGUGUUUUGUGUACAACCUAUGGAAGUGUGGUGAGAUGACCAUUUUAGUACGAAGCAGAGGUGAUGGACUUCUAGAAGAUAAAAGGAUGAAGGGCAAAACACGUCGGUUGUUUCUAGUACCUAAGCUGGAGUUUCAAGUUGAAUAUGGAUAUGAGAGGAUCACACAUGCUGAAUGUGCACACUGGUGGAUGGGCUUAUAUUUUAGGCCUCGUUCUCAUGUAGCAAUUGUUUACCUCAAUGGGUUUUCUUUUGAAGUUCUUCAGUGCAAGAUAGUUGAUCUUGAAAAUCUUGGAGAAAUGGUUAGAAAGGACUGUAGCUUCAGUCCUAAGCAAGCUAUGAAAACCUUACUACAUAUUCUAAUAGAAGUUCACAAGUUGUCUGUUGGUCAGUAUCUGAUUAGUCACACUGCUGGUGCUUCUGAUAUUACCAUUCUGGAAUCGGAAACAACCGACUGUAAUUCAGCCGAUGAUACGUUUGAUCUCUGGAGGUCUGCGUUUGGUGAACUGGACAGGGAACAUGAGAGUGAUCUGGCAGCGUUAUCUUGUCUUCAGGUUUCUGUAAAUAUACAGUCACCACAUCAAAAGAAACACAACUUAAUCCCUGGAACAUUCCCACCUGAAUAGUGACAUGACAUCACCAGUGGCCAUGGAUUUGGUGUAUUGCUACAUUGCUAACUAAUUAUAGCACUCGAAUUUCUAGAAUUGUUAGAUAUCUUUUUGGGAUUUUGUGACAAUUAAUACAAAUAUAUGUCGAUGCCG